Aegilops tauschii subsp. strangulata is the source of this 794-nucleotide messenger RNA. Its product is annotated as DNA-directed RNA polymerase V subunit 7-like. The record is from RefSeq and is a predicted model, not a curated record. Gene Ontology annotation, molecular function: single-stranded DNA binding; single-stranded RNA binding. Lineage: Eukaryota; Viridiplantae; Streptophyta; Magnoliopsida; Poales; Poaceae. Gene Ontology annotation, biological process: DNA-templated transcription initiation.
ACUCGUGUUCUCCUCCUCUCCUUGGUCUUCUCCUCCACUGGACUCCCCUCGACUCGGCUGGAGGCGGCGUGGUACGGAUCCUUCACCCCAACGGUAGUCAACCAUGGUUUUCCUUCAGGCAGAGAUGUGCUGGAAUGUACUGAUCUCAGCUGGUCAGCUGAGCCCCAAGGGUCUGCUGCUCCGCAAGUCUAUCAUUGUGCGUCUUCUGGAGGACGUAACCAACAGGAAGGCCUCCAAGGAGCAUGGCUACUACAUUGCUGUCAAUGGGCUGAAGGAGAUAUCUGAUGGGAAAAUUCGUGAGCUGACCGGAGGUGUUCUUUUCCCGGUCACAUUCACCUGCAUCACUCAGAGGCCUAUGAAGGGUGAGAUCAUGGUCGGCUCCGUGGAGAAGAUCCUCAAGCAUGGCGUGUUCCUCAAAUCUGGGCCAAUGGAAAACAUCUUCAUGUCGGCGAAGUCAAUGAGCGACUACAAGUACAUGGCCGGCGAGAACCCCAUGUUCAUGAAGGACUACUCGAAGCUGGAGAAGUACACCAUCGUGCGCUUCAAGGUCAUGGGGUUCUGCUGGAUGGAAGCAGAUCGCCAGUUCCGGCUCCUCGCGACGAUGGCUGGUGAUUUCCUUGGGCCGCUGUGAUCAGCUUCGACAGGUUAAACAUGCAUGGUCCCUGCUUUAUAUUGUGUUAUCCUGGUGGAUGAUUGGAUGGGUCUGAGAUGUGUUACGUGUUACUUGCAGUCUGAACUUCGUUGUCGUGAUGACUGAUGGCACAUAGUUGCUUUAACUUGUGGAGUUGAUGCGA